Molecule: messenger RNA, 626 nt
Organism: Pseudocercospora fijiensis CIRAD86
Lineage: Eukaryota; Fungi; Ascomycota; Dothideomycetes; Mycosphaerellales; Mycosphaerellaceae
Exons: 3
Coding region: 1-333 (110 amino acids)
Cellular component (GO): mitochondrial large ribosomal subunit
Molecular function (GO): structural constituent of ribosome
Source: RefSeq, a predicted model, not a curated record
AUGUUUGGCGCCUUCAGACCUACAGCGCCCUUGUCUGGCGGCCUUCUAUGGAAAAUCCCAUGGCGACUCUCCCGGCAUCAGAAGGCACGACAACGACAGCGAUUGCGCCGCGUCGACAAUAUUGUAGCAAGGUUGCUAAGAGAUGUUGCAGCGGAGCACGGUACCACAAAGCUCAUUGAGCGAUGGAAGGCUGAGAUGCCUACAGAGGGAGAGAUGCUGGCUAAAGACAAGUAUACGAUGUUUGACAAGAAGGUGCGAGGAUACAGGAAAGGAGUGCACAAACUGCCCAAAUGGACGAGGGUCAGCCAAAGGCUAAACCCGCCUGGUUUCUAGAUGGACGACAUCGGCUCAAAAAUGCGAUGCUGAGUCCUACAACAUGGACAUGUUCCAGCAUGACCAUUCCGUACUAGUCGUUGGGACGCAACCAUGUUGGAAAUGAGCCUCGAAUCGAGGACCGGACAAGCUCAAGUGAGGACACGCUGUUCGGUGCACCCGCUCAGUACUCUUGGUAGCGACCAAGCGACACGGCUUCUCCUCAGAUGCGUGUCCUCUAUGGCCGUCAUAACGCGGUGUGGCCCACGCGCAGGUCAGAGAAGCCUGAAACAAUGCAAAGGCGAUUUACUGCC